Vigna angularis (adzuki bean) is the source of this 843-nucleotide messenger RNA. RefSeq names its product basic leucine zipper 43. The coding region runs from base 85 to 672 and encodes 195 amino acids. Gene Ontology annotation, molecular function: DNA-binding transcription factor activity. Lineage: Eukaryota; Viridiplantae; Streptophyta; Magnoliopsida; Fabales; Fabaceae. The transcript has a single exon. Gene Ontology annotation, biological process: regulation of DNA-templated transcription. The record is from RefSeq and is a predicted model, not a curated record.
CUUAGUUCCACUAAUUCUCCAUCAGUGUUUUUCUCAAAGGCCCUGCAAUCUUUUUGUUCACAGAUAUACUGCUAUAUAGAAGCCAUGCAGGCCAGUGAGAUCACAGGACUGAAUUAUUUACUCCCUUCAGACCCUUGUCCUUACCCUGGUCACUACAGCAUGACUCAGAACACCAUCCCCACAUUUCAACUCCACAAACUCUCAAACCAGUUCUACGGUUUCCAAAACCCUCAGCAAAUGGUUGCAGAAUUCAGCCCCCCUCAGUCCUCAUGCAUCAGCAGCACCUCCACCUCUGAUGAAGCAGAUGAGCAGCAGCAAAGUCUCAUCAAUGAGAGGAAGCACAGGAGGAUGAUAUCGAACCGUGAAUCAGCACGCAGGUCACGCAUGAGGAAGCAGAAGCACCUUGAUGAACUCUGGUCACAGGUGGUCUGGCUCAGGAAUGAAAACCACCAGCUUAUGGACAAGCUGAACCAUGUGUCUGAGUCACAUGACAGAGUUUCUCAAGAGAAUGUUCAGCUCAGAGAAGAAGCCUCAGAACUUCGCCAAAUGAUAUGUGACAUGCAGCUACAUAGUCCAUACCACCCUCCUUCUCUGUGCCCCAUUGAUGAUGAUGUCUCUCCCUAUGUCAAAUCUGAUUCCUCCAUCACCAGCUCCUCCAACCUGCUUGGCUGAAUUUGAAGACAAGACCAAAUCUUCAAUUUUUCUUCUCCGAGUUCUUGUGUGUGUGUGAAUUGUUGUGGAAGUACAAAUAGUAGCAGUAGUAGUCUUUGCCUCCCUUUUGAGAUGUAUGAGGUGAAACCAUAACAUAACAUAAACGGCAAUGACAUGUUCUUGAGUUUCUAA